Messenger RNA from Ixodes scapularis (black-legged tick), 6427 nucleotides. Its product is annotated as hemicentin-2. Gene Ontology annotation, biological process: cell-cell adhesion. The record is from RefSeq and is a predicted model, not a curated record. The transcript has 16 exons. Gene Ontology annotation, molecular function: cell adhesion molecule binding. NCBI's taxonomy places the organism in Eukaryota, Metazoa, Arthropoda, Arachnida, Ixodida, Ixodidae. Bases 285 to 3740 code for a protein of 1151 amino acids. Gene Ontology annotation, cellular component: cell-cell junction.
CGGCUGCGGAGGACCGGCGCGCGGCGGGAAGGUGGCGGAGGAUCUGAGGGGGGCCGGCCGAGAAGAGGGAAAAACGAACUGGUCCCCACUCGUGCAGUCGGCGAAGGCGCCGGUGGGUCGUUACGUGCGUGCUACACGGCGAUGGCGGCGACCUACGCUUGGUGAAUCUUCGCUGACUCCUCGUGACAGCGGCUCGCAAGGGAUAUCGGCCCGUUCUUGUGUGACACUCGAGGAUUGCCGGUGUGUGCGUGCGUGCUUGUUUUGCGACCGACUGCGGCCCUGCCAUGCAUCUGGACGGCAGGCUUGCAAGCUGGUGGGCCGUCUGCACCGCAGUGGCCGUGACGCUGACGACGAGGCCGAGCUGGGCGCAGGCACUGCACUACGAGGCGCGCGACGUGGUGGAGGGCGAGAGCCUGCGGCUCACGUGCCACUUCAACCCGGCGCUGGCGAGCCGCAACAUCCUGUACUUUUGGUACCGGUCCAGCGGCGACAGCCGGGAGAACGCGGCCAUCAGCGGCAGCCCUCUGGACCCUCACUACAGCGUGGACUACUUCCCCAACGAGGGCCGCUACGACCUGAUCAUCUCCAGGGCCCAGUACGAGAAGGACAACGGGCCCUUCGAGUGCACGCUCAAGGAGGUUGGCAGUGGCGCCGACGUACACACCUACGCCUACAAAGUCACCGUGCUCAUUCCCCCCGGCGAGCCCCGGAUCAGCCCGAGCAGUCCGACGGCCCGCGAGGGCGAGGCCUUCGCGCUCACGUGCGCCAGCGAGGGCGGCAGUCCGGACCCGGAGAUCCAGUGGUACCGGGACGACGUGCCGGUCGACUCCACGCUCCAGAAGGGCGGCGGCAGGGACAAGCCCACGGCGGCCGUGCUCACGCUCACGCCGGCCAGGCAGGACGACGGCGCAAACUUCCGCUGCCACGUCUGGAACAGGGCCAUGCCCGAGGGAGCCGGACACGAGGCCCGGACCAGCCUCAGGGUCUACUAUGCCCCCAAGGUGACGGUGGGGCCCCACAACCCGCUGAACGUUAUGGUGGGAGGGGACGCCACCCUGACUUGCUCGGUGUCUGCCAACCCGCCCGUGCGCUCGGUGCGCUGGAUGAAGCGGGGCCAGCUGCUCUCCAACACUCACAACCACACCAUCCCAUCUGUGACACCUGAGGACAGCGGGGACUACGCCUGCAUCGCUGACAACGGCAUUCAGCAGCCCACGCAAGCCGACCUUCGUCUCAGCGUCCUCUACGGCCCCCGGGUGAACGUGCUGCCUGAGCAGGAGUCCUCCUUGGGGGAGAAUGUGGUUGUCAAGUGCAACGUGGCCUCCAACCCGGAGCCCCAGUCGGUGGUGUGGACCAAGGAAGGGGACGCGGAGUUCUCCCUCAAGGGAGACACCCUGCGCGUGGACCGGGUCACCGCCGAGGACGCCGGCACCUACGUCUGCAGGGCGACCGUCGUCAUGAGGCCCUCGGCCACCGCCAUCCACACCGAGGUGGUCGGCAACGACUCGGUGGUGCUCCACGUCCGACACAAGCCCGGGGAGGCUGAGAUCUUGCCACAAGGUCCGACGGCAGUGUCCGGACGUCCGUUCACGCUGUCUUGCUCGGCGCGUCCCCCCGGCUGGCCCCGGCCCGAGUACCGCUGGUGGCGGGAGGGGCAAGAGCACAUUGACCUGGGACACAGGGCCAACCAGAGCUUCCUGUCGGUACACAGCAGCCACGAGGGGCGCUACUUCUGCCAGCCACACAACAACCUCGGCAAGGGAUCCAUUGCCUCUGUCUACCUCGCCGUCAACGAGGCCGCCACCAUCGUGGUACCCCUGCGGCCCCAGAUCAUCCGCAAGACGGGCGACACGAGCCAGUCGGUCAGCUGCCGUGCCCGGGGCAAGCCCAAGCCGCAGGUGCACUGGACCCACCGAGACAAGCCGCUUCAGCCGGGGCUUGAGUCUCGGUUCGAUAUCAAGACCGUGGAGAACCUCGAGGACAACGACGUCUUCUCCGUCCAGAGCACCCUGACCUUCCAGCGGCCCCUCACCCCCGAAGACCGGGGAAAAUAUGCGUGCCACUUCGACAACGGAUUCGGCGGGGCCGUCGACUCGGAGAUGCUCCUCAGGAUCGAACAUCCUCCGCAAGUGCGGCACACAUACAACAGGGUGGCCUUCGACCCGGGAGACACGGCGAUCCUGCGCUGCCAGAUGCAGGCCUACCCCGAGCCGACCUUCGAGUGGGCCUUCCAGGGACGCAUCCUGGAACGCUACUCCAACUACGCCACCAACGUGACUGACCUCAAGGACGACCUGUACGCCGGCGUGCUCUCGGUGGCCGACGUCAAGGAGGCCGACUACGGGGACUACACCUGCCGCGCUUGGAACCAAGUGGGCGACGUCCAGCGCACCAUUCUCAAGCUCGUCAAGAAGAGUGCUCCCGACCCUCCGGACCGUCUGCACGUCAUCAGCAGCGACUCGGACAAGGUGACCCUGCAGUGGACCGAAGGAUUCAACGGGGGAUUCGGCAAUACGGAAUUUGUGGUCACCUACACCAAUGUUGCUACCGGACAGACCAAGAACGAGUCUUGCCGGACCCACAACCCUUGUCCCAUCACUGGCCUGGAACCCAAAGCUGAAUAUGUGAUGAAGGUUGUUGCUGUGAACCCGCGGGGCUUCAGCUCGUACUCCGAAGAGAUCGGUGUCCAGACGAAAGUGAACUUGAAAGACAUGCCGCGGCCCCUGUCGGCUCAGUACGACCAGGAGUCGAGUCGGGUGUACUUCACGGUGGACUCGAGUGCGGAGCAGCUGGUGGCCCGGGUGGAGGGACGCCCCAGGGGCCAGGAACAGUGGCGGCCCCUGGUGGAGACUGAGGUGGACCGCCCCCAGCUGUCUGUGGAGCUGCCCUCGCCGGGGCCCGCCCUGGCCGACGUCCGCGUCCUGCUCUGCCUCCAGAGCAACGUCUCCUGGUGCGGGGACGAACGCCUCGCCGAACCUUUCGAUGAAUUUGCGCUGACGACGGAGAGCAGCUCCCAUCCCGUGGGUGCCCCUGUGUCGAUGAUGACCGUCAAUGUCGUGAUCAUUGUGGCUGUGGCCGCAGGCCUCUUCUUCCUCCUGGUGCUCAUCUUUGUCUGCUGCUGCUGGAAGAAGAAGGCCAGCAAGGUCAUCAAGAAGGACUAUGAGUCGGAAGUGCAAAACGCGAGGCCCAAGGUUAUCAGUGGACCGUACUACCACGACGACGUCGGAAAAGGAAUGGACGCCAACGGAGACGACAUGAACAAGCACGCCAUCUAUGCCGGCAGCAUGGGGAGCAUGGGAAGCUCCCCUCACACUGUCAGCGGACACCAUGGAAGCCAGAUGAUGUCCAACGGCAUGCUGUACGGCUCCUCGGACAUGCUGGACGGCAUGCACGGGGGUGGCGGCAGCGACGGGCCGGGGGACCUCUGGGUGAAGGCGGGCCAGGGGGAGGCUCCCCCGCCCCCCGAGUCCUCCUACCAGCCGUACGACUCGCGGCUGCCCUCGGGCUACUACUACCAGGACGACUACCAGGGGCUCAACGAGGACGUCAUGAACCUCAAGAACAGGGAACACCUACACUCGCCCUAUUACGAUGUGAGUGGCCUCCCAGAUCCGUACGCUGCAAUGGGCGACGAGGACAAGAAUCAACAGAUCUCGCUGUCCUUCGACGAAAGCCUCGAAUCCGGCUACUCCACACCGAACUCUCGGAAUCGCCGCAUCGUGCGAGAGAUCAUCGUGUGAGAGAGGUGUUGCGGAAGCGGGGAACCCCCUUUGAAAGACAGCAGAGUCUGUGGAUGGACGCUCAGAAGCUCUCAAGAUGUGCAUGAGGUGUGUGCGUGGCAAAAAAGCCUGUUGGAGCUUAGAAACUGUGCGCAAGGAAGGACUUGUUCGGCACUGUUGCAUCUGUGACAAGCUGGUGUGCCUUUGGUAAACCAAGGGCAGCAGGAGGAAGGAGGAGCUUACAGAGUGUGCCACCACCUGUGUUCUUCAUCUUCAAGGGAGCCUGCGUUGGCAAACUGGCGACGACCACGCGUGACUGUCUCGUCGCCCUUACAUCAUGUGUUGACUGGCCUCCCUCAAGUUGAAACCAUGCGCAUGCUGUUUUAGGCAUGAUUUGAGCAGAAAGUCCUCAUCGGCAGAGGAACCGAUAAUGACACACAAUCUGCCGGGCGUUGAGAAUGUGGCAUAGUUUGUUUUGCAUGCAUGUGUAUGCUUGUGUUUUUGCUCAAAGUUGCGUAUCUUUGUUCGGGAUGAUAGUAUUGACAUGCUGUUUGAUGUUUUAGUUUUUUUUUCUCUUAUCCCGUUUUUAAAUUGGAGGCGCGUAAAGAACACGAGUCAUACAGUUGUAUGUUUCCGGGGGCCAAACUUUAUUCAGUGUUCUCAUACGCUCAUUCACAUCUCCCAUUUAGCGUAAGGAAUUCAGAGGGCUCAGUGGUUGCCAGCAAUUGGAGUUGCCUGUGUUGCUCAUAUUUACUUCUUCUACAUCUUCAUAGUUACAGUUCAAGGUUAUUAUCAAUGUUGUAAUGCAAGCUCCUUUUUUUUCAGUCUCCUUUAAGGUUAAGGGUGGAAAAGAGAAUGAGGUAACUUGUCGGGACAUUGGUGCUGACAAAAUUUCCGUUGAAUUAGGACAGAAAUUUUAUUAACGGCAGUUUCGUUAGCUCGAGGUAAAACUCCGACAGUUGUGCUGAGUCAAUGCUAUGUCAGCAACAAGUGCUCAUUUUAGCAGUCUAGGUGAUAUGCUGAUUGCACUGCUAUGUUCAUCACACUUUGUAACAUUUGUUAUGUCCAAUGGCUGGCUCUUUUUCUGUGUUCAUCCAUUCAAUCGGUUUUAACUUCCUUGUGCAUUGUGUAAAGGUUGUUAUCCAUUUUUUAACUUUUUUGGUACGUGUAAUGAGAUUUUUAAUGCUCAUAUUUUCAUUUUGUAAAUAACAAAGUGAGGUCACACUUUGUACAGGCAAAUUUUUUUUAUGUGUUUUUGUGUUUAUUAAUAUCAGUGGCUUCUUAAUGGAGUGACCAGCUAGCUCUCUUGCUACUUCAAGUGGUAGGAAUAUACCUGGGAGCAAGAAUGAAGCGUGAAAGCAAAAUGGUUCAAACCCCACAUUCUUAUGCAGAUUUCUAGCUAUAAGCUGACUUCUACUCAAAACAUAACAUUUAAGAAAAAAAGAACUUUUUUUUGUAGUGUUUAGAAAUGCUAAAAUGUAAGCAUCAAAAUGGAAAAUGCUCAUCUCUUAAAUCAAAUGAGUCCACUAUAUUAGAAAAAGUAAAGCAGAUGGCCAUAGUAUUCACAUUUUAAUGAUUAGCCCAGUGUUGUUUUCCAAACUCAGUGUGAAUAAUUCAUUAGUUUUCAUAAGGCAAUAUAAAUAUUGAGCAUUUCUUAAACUUACCAUACCAUGUUGUAGUAGGCUGAUUUUCUUGAUGUUGUUUUCAUUUGGUAUGUUGCACAUGACUGCAGCAAAGCCGUAAAGUAGAGAUCUCAGAACUAGAGGUAUGUUCAGAGUAACAUCACCUGCACAGUACACUGGGCCCGACUAACGGUCCCAAAAUAUAAAGUUGUUUUGUGCAAAUGCCAUGCGCAAUCUUUUUUGUAACGCAGCAGUUUACAAAGAAUGAACUGCCCAAAAUAGCGGAUCGACGAAGUGCAACUGAUAUCUUGCCAACCUCGCAUCCUAUUGCAAUAUCGUAAGGAUUCUACUUGCCUAGACUUGCCCUCGUACAUGAUUAGUGACUAGGAUUUGUAUAAUUCAUGUAUGUUAAGACAGGCAAAGCUGCCAAUGUUUGUCUUAACUUCAGGAAUGUUUAUGGAUUUCUAUAGAGCGUUCAAAUCAGCUUUAUACAUCAGAAUAAUGGUGUACUGGUGUCUAGAAAGCCCUGGGCAUAUAAGUUUAGGGACGACGCAAUCUGUCUGGCUUGUAGUCUCCUCAGUUUUAAUAAAACUGCACAGAUUAAAUGGAGUGAGUCCAGCCACCUGCAGUAAGAGCUUGUGAGCUAAAGUUUGAAACAGCAAAUAGCAUGCAGGUAAAAAUUGCAUGCAAUAGCGUCUUAGGUGUAGCCUACCAGUGCAACGAGCUGACUGCAUUUUUAACAUUUUCAUACUACUAAAGUGCCAGUUGUAUAAUGGUGAACAUCAAGAUGCUUCAACGGUUACUACUUAGGAUGACAUGUUUCUCUCCACACUAUUUUAUUUUUGUACAUGCUAAGAAGCAAACCACUUCAAUGACCUGCACAUUGAAUGGCUUCGGAAGACGAAAAAGAAUGUGCCUUACCAUAUGAUUUUUGUACAUGGCUGUAUAAGUCAAAGUGUUGUUGACAUCUAAAUAGGUGACAAACUGUUAUUCUCAUAUGCCACAGUGCCUUCUGCUCUUCAAUGACACUGUUAGGUCACAACAAACUCUUGUAUGUCAUUGUAAAUAAACAUACAUUCUAUUCUU